AUUUAUUUAAAUUAAUUUUGAUAUCUUCAAAUUUGCGUCUCCUCAUUCUCCACCGAUAUUCCACUAUCCAUUUCUCUCCUCCUUUCAAUGGAUUUCUUCAAGUCCGUCUUCGCAGACGAACCUACCUCCUCGUCGGAACCCUCUUCCGAUCCCGACGACGAUCCCCAAUACCCACACCAAAGCGACGCCGAUGAUUCCAACGAUACCAACACUGCUUGGAGCUUUGGCGGUCUUAUCAAGACCUUGGCCACCAAAUCUGAGUCCGUGAUCCACAAUUACCGCCGCGAUCUCGAGGAGUUCGGCUCUGAGUUGAAGAAGGAGACCUCCGUGAUCCGUGAAGUGGCCUCACGCGCCGUCAAGGACCUCCCUACUUCGCUCGAAGUCGGCGCCUCUGUCGCUCAGGAGUCGCUCGAGUCGGUUGGCCAAGCCAUCGAUGACAUUGGCACUACUGUCUGGAAAUCUACGGCCGAGAUCAUCACCCACGGUAGGGAUACUCUUUUAGCCGCUGAUGCUGAUGAUGAUGCUGAUGCUGAUGCUGAUGGUGAUCCUGAUUAUGCCUUAGACAAUACUCAACACAGAAGGAGCUUGGAUUCGAAACCUUACAGUAGGUUAGAAGCGCAAGUGCGUUCGAUUCAGAGUAAUAUAGGUACUUACUUGGAGGAACCCGAGGAUUUGGAAAGUUAUGAGGAGUGGAAAUUGGGUUUAUUAUUUGAUGAAAAGAGGGAAGAGAUCGAUAAUUUGAUCAAUGAAAAUGAUGAAAUUGGCGUGAUUUAUCGGACUAUUGUUCCUGAAAAGAUUGAGAGUGAGAUCUUUUGGUUGAGGUACUUUUACAGGGUUCAUAAGUUGAAGGAAAUUGACGAUGCCAGAGUUAAGCUCGUGAAGAGAGCGAUUUCAGGGGAAGAAGAGGAUUUGAGUUGGGACUUUGAUGAUGACGAUGAAGAAGAAGGUGAACAAAAGGGCAAUUCAAGUGUAGAAAUCGCAGAUAAAGGAAAAGACAAGACCAUUAGUAGCACUGCUACUACGACUACUGCUACUGGUACUAGUACAAGUGGCAGUGACAAUGGUGACAACUCAAAGGAGGGUUCGAAAUAUGAUGAGAAAGUAGGAGUAGAACUAGUGUCUGAGAGUAAGACUAGUGAUCAAAGCAGUGAUUCUUGCAAAGACAGUGAUGUUUCAAUUGUGUCAAAACCCGAGGAAGAAGAAGAUAUUGGUUGGGAUGAGAUUGAAGAUAUUAGGAGCAACGAUGAGUUUAAAUCAAUGGACUCGGUUGGUGGGAGCUCGAGUAGAGUUGAUUUGCAUAAGCGGUUGAGUAAUGCUGCUGAGGAAGACGAAGAUCUGAGUUGGGAUGUUGAAGAUGAUGAGGAUGAUGAGCCUUCAAAAUCUUGAUAAGUAUCUCAUCUUUAAGAGGUUGGACCUUUCCCCCAGCAUUAUAUGUUUCGUUUCAUUUACCUGCUUCAUUGAUAAUUCUUUAAUUUGAAUAAAGAAGAUCAUAUAGUUUUUAUUUUUAUUUUUUUUAGAUGAAGAAGAUUCUAGUUUCUUAUGUAAAUAUUUGGCUUUGAUACUCAAAAGCUUUUCUUUUUCUUUCCUUUUUCGGAUUUUUUUUAGUUCUUAUUAAUGAAGAAGAUUAUGCAAUGA
Molecule: messenger RNA, 1635 nt
Organism: Humulus lupulus (European hop)
Lineage: Eukaryota; Viridiplantae; Streptophyta; Magnoliopsida; Rosales; Cannabaceae
Product: protein DOS2-like
Exons: 1
Coding region: 88-1386 (432 amino acids)
Cellular component (GO): cytoplasm
Source: RefSeq, a predicted model, not a curated record